AUGCCGGGUCACCGCAGCUUUGUCCUUCAAGUCGGGGACUCCAAUUCAAGAGACCCCGAGGCUGUCAUCGUUGAGGGUCUCGGAAAGACUACCAUUAUGGCGAAUUGCGCCAGUAAUGAAGGUAAUGGGAAUGGCACCUUCAGAGAGCGUUCCACCACGCAGAUCUCCGCCAGAAAUUCACCGCGGAAGGGUGACUUUGACAAACCCACAGCUGCCAGACCGCUGGCCAUCACGGAAAGCUCCAUUCAACAACGUCUCAUCCUGCCAGAUCGACCGUCAGACCGAGCGCUAGCCAUUGAGAAGACGGCAGUUCAGUACGCCGUACGACCUCCUUCCGCCAAAAGUCUACUGCAAAAGAGUCACUUCGACAAGCUUCUUUCUGCCGGAAUACCCUGCGGCAAGAGCUCCUUCAACAAGUCCCUCAGCUCACCAGACCGCAGGCCGCCGGCGGCUUGA
Colletotrichum lupini is the source of this 456-nucleotide messenger RNA. RefSeq lists its product as uncharacterized. The transcript has a single exon. The record is from RefSeq and is a predicted model, not a curated record. Lineage: Eukaryota; Fungi; Ascomycota; Sordariomycetes; Glomerellales; Glomerellaceae. The coding region runs from base 1 to 456 and encodes 151 amino acids.